AUGUUUGACCCCGAACAGCAGGAUUCUUCGCAAUCUGCUUCGUCCCCAAUGGCGCUUGCACGUGGCGCGGCCUGCCUGCCUUGUCGUAGGCGCAAAAUGCGGUGCGACGGCAAGAAGCCCGUUUGUAGUCCUUGCAUUGCCAAGGAUCGUCAAGAGGACUGCGAGUAUACCGGCGAUAUACAAGGCCUAACGAAGACUCAGCUUCUAGAGGAAAAUAUCUCCCUCCUCGAGGCUCGCAUCAGCGAGCUCGAGAACCCGUCCGAGGCGACUUCCGUCAAGCUGCGCGAUGUCCCUGGGCCCAGCGCUGUACCUCUAACUUUGAUGAUUCCCGGUUCAUCAAAUGUCGCGCCUUCCGGACCCGCCCCUGGGCCAUCAGCUGUGCCCGCGUCUGCGUCUGUCUCGGAGCCGACAGUUCAGGAUGUACAUAAUAUGAUAAAUAACUUCAUACCCUGUGCCUCCAAGGUUGGAUUCUUCCUCAAUACCACCCGCUUUAUUCAGCUUGCCUACCUGCCGGUCGACCAACGUGACCCGCUUACCGACUCGCUCGUGUCCGCGGUAUGCCUCUGGGGCAGCCGCCUGUCCAGAGACACGCCGUUGCACGCCUUUGAGGAACACCUCUUGACGAAAGCCGUGCAAGGCGUCUCCACCUCGCUGUUCCUCGCGAACUCCGGCGACCGCGGCCAUGCCAUCCUCAGAGUGAUACAGGCAGACUUGUCUGGCAUAUCUGCGCCAGAUGCAUGA
Messenger RNA from Phanerochaete carnosa HHB-10118-sp, 741 nucleotides. RefSeq lists its product as uncharacterized. The coding region runs from base 1 to 741 and encodes 246 amino acids. The transcript is spliced from 5 exons. Lineage: Eukaryota; Fungi; Basidiomycota; Agaricomycetes; Polyporales; Phanerochaetaceae. Gene Ontology annotation, biological process: regulation of DNA-templated transcription. The record is from RefSeq and is a predicted model, not a curated record. Gene Ontology annotation, molecular function: DNA-binding transcription factor activity, RNA polymerase II-specific; zinc ion binding. Gene Ontology annotation, cellular component: nucleus.